Mya arenaria is the source of this 604-nucleotide messenger RNA. RefSeq names its product protein HP-25 homolog 1-like. The record is from RefSeq and is a predicted model, not a curated record. Gene Ontology annotation, molecular function: protein binding. The coding region runs from base 17 to 604 and encodes 195 amino acids. The transcript is spliced from 3 exons. NCBI's taxonomy places the organism in Eukaryota, Metazoa, Mollusca, Bivalvia, Myida, Myidae.
GUUUUUGUUGACGCUUAUGGCAGGUCAUGGAUUAUGCUUUCUACUUGACGACAAUUCCUUACAAAACCUUAUUUCCCUGAUAUCGACAGAGAAAAAGAUGCGCGCGCAGGUUGAAGCCGAUUUACUUGUGCUACAACAGAGCGUUCAAAACCUGAGGAAUGGUCAUAUGGAUAAUCUUUGUAAUUGCCCUUCCAUGGGUGUUGUAGCCUUCUCAGCUACAAUUACAAAAGACGUGACUAACUUUGGUUCGCACCAGCCCCUGGUUUUCGACAAGGUCAUCACCAACGUUGGCGGGGCGUACGACUCACGGCAUGGAACGUUCCGGGCCCCAGUUGACGGCAUAUACCAGUUUUCUUUCAGUGCGCUGCAGGGCACCUCAACAAUGUGGCUUGGGCUAGAGUUGGUACGCGACGGUGUCGUCAUAGGGCGCGUAAAAACGGGUGACAACGGCUACUACAAUCAAGGAACGAACGUCAUUAACGCGCGUCUAAAGGCUACAAAUGACGUCUGGGUACGUCACAUGACCGAUUCGGACAACAAACACGUCGUUGCCGACGGUGGUUACUUCACGUCCUUCUCGGGACAUUUGAUCGCUACUGAGUGA